AGACCUAUAUACAAUAACUUAUCUUUAUUAAUUGUCACACCAAAAUAAAGUGAGUUAAUACUGGUCUCAUUGAGUUGGACUGCAUAGGAUCGACUUAUCUUGCCAUUAAACAAAGAAAUCGAGAGAAUGAAGAAUUUGGCGGAUUAUCUUUGGUAUUUACACUGAGCGACAAGCUGUCGUGUUGUGUCUGCAAUGGAGGUGUGUGCAAGAAUUGGCCUUGUUGGCUCUCCAGCCUCCUAUGAUCAGCUAGUCCGUCAAGUAGAAGACCUAAAGAAAGAGAAUUCUAGUCUAAGGAGGGAGCUGCAGGAUAACAGCAGCCAACUGAGCCGCCUCGAGCAUGACACAUCUGAUAUGAAGGAGGUCUUAAAACAUCUCCAGGACAAACUUGUACAAGAUGUAUCAACAACGACACUGCAGCCAGAUGUUUUGGAUCAGAGAAAAGCUCUGCAAGGUGAUAAUUCUGGUAUAUAUAAUCAGUAUGCAUCAUCAGGGAUUGGUCCUCCGGAUCCCUCUGUUGUCUUGGGUCGGGUAUCUGGAGCUUCAUCCGUAUACACUGACAGUUCUCAAAAGAAAGGAAGGGUAGAAAGUCGGUCCAGUGGGACACUGAAGUCAGAACUGGACAAGGAGAGAGCUCUGUUGAUAGCAGAGAUUGAUAAGGAAGAAAAGGAGAAGCUAUGGUAUUACUCCCAGCUUCAAAGUCUGUCCAAGCGUUUGGAGGAGCUGCCUCAGGUUGAGACGUUCUCCAUGCAGAUCGAUCUUAUUCGGCAACAGUUGGAGUUUGAGUCAGAGCAUUUGCAAUGUGUGCUGGAAGAAAGAUUUGGUACAGCAGAUGAAAUGGUACAAAGAGCUCAGAUUCGAGCUUCCCGCAUGGAGCAAAUCGAACAGCAGCUGGAAGAAAUACGAAGAAUUGAAAACCAAGAACAACCUACAGAGACCAAUGUAAGUCAUGAACCUACAGAGAAAAGCUUCACAGAGAGCAUCUCCCAAGCUGAGGACAAUUCUGGUCAACCAGAAAACAAGGUUGAGGUUGUGUUCUGGCUUUUGUCCAUGUUAGCUACACGAGAUAAAGAUGACAUGUCACGUACUCUGUUGGCCAUGUCCAGCUCACAGGACAGUUGUCAGGCAAUGCGUAGAUCUGGCUGUCUUCCACUGCUACUCCAGAUCUUGCAUGAAACUGAGAGAGAUGGAAAGACACUGGAAUCACAGAAUUACAAAGAUGCUCGGAUGAGAGCAAAUGCUGCACUCCACAAUGUCAUCUUCUCCCAACCAGAUGAUGGACAAGCCAAAAAGGAGAUGAGAGUCCUCCACAUUCUGGAACAGAUACGUUCCUACACUGAGACCUGCUGGGAUUGGAUGCUGAGCCAUGAGCAAAAGGACGGUGUGCACGAAAGUAGCCCAGCCCCAGUGCCCGUGGAACCACAGAUUUGCCAAGCCAGCUGUGCCAUCAUGAAAUUUUCAUUUGAUGAGGAAUAUCGAAGAGCAAUGAAUGAGCUAGGUGGUCUGCAAGCAAUUGCAGAGCUUCUAGAGGUAGACUACCAGAUGCACCAUAUGACCAAUGAUCCCCUAAACUUGGCAUUGCGGCGCUAUGCGGGAAUGGCACUUACUAAUCUCACUUUUGGGGAUGUUGUUAACAAGGCCACCCUGUGCUCCCGACGUGGCUGCAUGCAGGCAAUUGUGGCUCAUUUGGCUUCUGAGAGUGAAGAACUUCAGCAGGUGGCAUCAAGUAUUUUGAGGAAUUUGUCAUGGCGAGCAGAUAUCAACAGUAAGAAGAUUCUGCGUGAAAUAGGCAGUGUUGUUAGUUUAAUGCAGUGUGCAUUACAUGCCAAUAAGGAGUCUACACUGAAAAGUGUGUUGAGCGCUUUGUGGAAUUUGUCAGCCCAUAGCACGGAGAAUAAAGCAUCUGUCUGCUCUGUUGAGGGGUCACUUGGUUUUUUAGUGAGCACCCUCACAUACAAGUGUCAGAGCAACUCAUUGUCAAUCAUAGAAAGUGGAGGAGGCAUCCUUAGGAAUGUAUCAAGUCUUAUUGCCACACGUGAUGACUACAGGCAGAUCCUGAGAGAUCAUAAUUGUCUUCAGACUCUUCUUCAACAUCUGAAAUCCCAUAGCUUGACCAUUGUUAGCAAUGCUUGUGGAACAUUAUGGAAUCUGUCUGCUAGGUCUCCACAAGACCAGGAACUACUGUGGGAUUUGGGAGGUGUCAGUAUGCUGCGCAACCUUAUCCAUUCUAAGCACAAGAUGAUUGCUAUGGGAAGUGCAGCUGCCCUAAGAAACUUGUUGGCACACAGACCACUGAAAUACAAGGAUGCAUCUGUUAUCUCUCCAGGGUCCUGCAUGCCGUCCCUCUACAUGAGAAAACAGAAAGCUCUUGAAGCUGAACUUGAUGCAAAGCACUUGGCUGAGACUUUUGACUCUAUGGAUAAACAAGGACUUAAAUCUCAACCAGUCAAGGGACCUAUACGGCACAUAGAAAGUCUGGUGAAAGAUUAUGCAUCUGAUUCUGGCUGCUUUGAUGAUGAUGAGAUUCCAAACACAUCCAUCAGUGCAGAUACAGGGAAUUCUUCCGUAAUUUCCAUGUACUUUAACUCCUCCAUGACCCAGGGACAGACUGUGCCAAGAACUGCCUCAUUAAGAAGGGGUUUAGAGUCUGAAAAAUCAAAUGUCAAUAAACAUGAAGUAAAAAAAACGCAAGAUGAGAUCCUUGCUGAAAAGUUGGCAACUUGCACAGCAGCAAAAAUAGAAAGACUAGUGGAAGACAUCUCCACAAUGCAUACAUCGUCUGAUGAUAGCUUCAGCCUUAGUUCUGAGGACCACUGCAUCGACUGGCCCUAUGGUUCAGAUGAGCUACAUGAGGGCAGAGCUCAGUCCUGUUCUCCUUGCAGACUUUCUGACAACAGUGGAAUGAUGAGAAGGGAUAACUUAAGUCGUGCUCAAGCACUUUUGCGCUUAAAAACAGCUUACACUAGCCUCUCCAAUGACAGUCUAAAUAGUGGUAGCACAAGUGAUGGAUACUGCCCAAAAGAACAUAUGAGACCAUGUAGCAGAGCUGCUUUACUGGAUUACAAGGAAGAGCUACAAAGGUAUCAGAAAAGGCCAAGUCGUCUGGAUCUCAAAAAUGUGCUGGUUAUUAAACCUGAGAGAAAUGACUCCAAUGAAAGGCAGGUGAAGGAAGGGCAGGCUGGAGAAGAUCCAAAUGAAUUCCAGGAUCAAAGAAAAAGAACACCAUCUUUUUCCGGACUUAAAAGUACAGAUAGCAUUGAUAAAAAUGAUGAUGAGGUCGUAUGCAAUUCCAGUAACAAACUUUCAAGAGAUAAAUUGGUGCAUACCAUAAAGCUAUCUCCAUCUUACAAGCACAUUUCAGGUGUUGACAACUUAGCAAAAAAUGGGUCAGGAUUACCUGUUAACAUUUUUCAGCAGGCUCUCACUGUGAAGAAGAAAGCAUGGAUGCUUCCAUCACAGAAUUCUGAUAGCCUUUCCAAGGCUUUGGAUAAGACCUCCAUUCAUUCUUCCUCAACUGGAGAGCAGGAAUCACUGCAAAAGUAUGCAGUAGAAGGCACUCCAAUAUGUUUCUCCCGAUGUAGUUCACUAUCCUCUCUUUCUUCUGGAGACAACCUUCUGGAUGGACCAACUCGCAGUGAAAAUGAUAUAGAUAGUGACUCUUCUUUGGAAAUUCUUGAAGAAGAUGGCUGCACUAAUGGUGAUAAGGGGCAACCAGACAGAUCUAAAGUAGUUGAGAGGGAUGGAAAUAUUAUCAAUGUCUCUCAACCCAUUGCUAUUCCUCUGUUGAAAUCAGAGAAGCAUUUCCCCCAUGAUGACUCACCAACUAGAAACGAAGAUAUGACUCCAUCUAGCUCCUCAGAAAACUACAUUCAAGAGACACCAUUAGUAAUGAGCCGUUGCAGUUCUGUCAGUUCUUUAGGUAGUUUUGAGAGCCCCUCUAUUGCUAGUUCAAUUCAAAGUGACCCAUGUAGUGAGAUGAUUAGUGGUACAAUUAGUCCCAGUGAAUUGCCAGACAGCCCUGGGCAGACCAUGCCACCAAGCAGAAGCAAGACACCAAGCUUUGACCCCAGUAAUCACUUAGAAAAGGAGGCCAGUCAGUUUAACAUCCAAUGGGAAAACAAUGUAAAAAAAUUCAUGGAGAUAACAGAUUUCAAAGAGAGGUUUCAGAUUCCAAGAGAUAUUGACUCAAUGAUUUACUUUACUGUGGAAAAGCCAACUGAAAACUUUUCAUGUGCAUCCAGUCUAAGUGCAUUGCCACUGCAUGAACAUUAUAUUCAAAAAGAUGUUGAGCUCAAACUUAUUCCACCAUUUCCUGAGAAAAACAGUUUGAACUUUGUAGCACAUGAGAAACAGGGAGACAGUCGGGAAGAACGACUUCUUGGAUUUAUGAAAAAAUCUGAGAUGGAACUUGUUUCAGACGAUGAUAUAGACAUUUUAAAAGAAUGCAUCAACUCCGCAAUGCCCCCUAGGUUGCGCAAAAUGAAAACAUCUGUUCUUUCUGGACACAUUGUGAACUCUCAUACCAAAAAACCAGUCCAGUUACCAGUGUACAUGUUAGUUCCAGCUCAUACACAACAACCAGUGAACAAAACCUCCAAUUCUAAAAAAGACUUACUCAAUGAUGAUUCUUCUUUCACAGACUCUGCUGAGGGAACCCCAGUAAACUUCUCUAGUGCUGCAUCUCUAAGUGAUGAAACACUUCAGUACUCUUUUAAAGAAGGACAAGACCAGAGAGACAGGCCAAAAAGCCGAAUGGAAAUUAGGGAUUAUGGAGCUAAGUUAGAAAGACAUCAUCAUAAACAUGGAAGAAGAAUGUUUUCCCAUGAAAAUGUAGCAUUUACAGAAGAAAAUAAAAAUGUAUUUUGUGGCGGUUCAUCAAAAAUUACCAACAAAACCAACAGACCUUCAAAUGCAAGUUUUAUGCUGAAAGCACAUGAAAAAACAGAUGUAGGAAAGAGCCGUGAUGCACUUCACAAGCUUUCUUCUAACUAUACUGAGAAUAUUGAAAGAGCUACUAGUUCUUCUUCUCAUCCAACAAGACAUGAUAUAAAACAAGGAGAAAAUACUCAUGGAAAUUUUGCUUUCCAGUCAUUUUGUCACACUACACCUACAGAAGAAGAAGUUUACUGCUUCUAUGAAGAUGACAUUGAUAUUACAAAUUCAAGCAAAAAUUCUCCAAGAAGAAAAACAGAAGCAUCAACAUUUCCACGAAAGAAAUGUCAGUACCCAGAAACUCGAGAGUUUAAAGAAACUGUAUAUUCAGAUAAAAUUGGUCAAGCUAAUGACAAGUUUAGCAAUUUGAUUAAGGAUGAACCGAUACCUUGCUAUUCUCUUAGCUCUUCCAUGAGCUCUCUUAGUGACCUUGAGCCUGGGUAUGUCCAAGAAAUCAUUGAUAAACCUGUUAAGCAGUCUUCAAGGUUACAAGUAAGGAAAUCUACUAACCGUAUUGGAAAUCAUGAAUCCACACCAAGCCAUACAUCAGAUGAAGAAAAAUGCACAAGUUCAGUGAUGCCUAGAAGGAGACGGCUGUCGGCUCGCAAAAGGAAGCACAACCUUAGGAAUAAUGAGAACAAAGAGGAAAGUCAGAAUAUUACUAAACAGAAAGCAAACAAUGAAGAUUUGUCUGAUCUAGACAGUGUGGAUUGGGAAGCAAUCAAAGAAGGUGCUAACUCCAUAGUUAGCUGGAUACACCAAGCAGCUGCUUCUAUCUCCAGGGAAUCCUCAACUAUGUCUGGUGGUCCUUCUUCAGACUCUGUUAUGUCAAGCCCUUCUGUAUCAGCACGGUUGCCUUUAUAUGGUCAGCAUAAACAAAACAGAGAUAGAUCUUUAUAUUCUAAAAUAUCUGGAUCAAGUCAAAAAUCUAGCAGUAGUGAGGCAUCAAAGAGUAAUAGAGGAAGAAAAGUAGAUAAUCCUAGCCAGAAAUCAAAUUCUAAUAUCCCCAUGGUCUACCGUGGAAGGACAGUGAUCUACAUGCCUGCACAAGAGAAAAUAUCACCAACCAAACAAUCAUACCGGAAUAAUUCACCUCAGGAAGUCACUAAAGUCACUAAUAGUAUGCGUUCCAGAAGUCUCCACCGCUUAGGGAAAUCUGGAGAUAUGGGAGUUGAAAUUACAUUACCCAAAAGAAGUGCAACGCCCCCAGCUCGCAUCAAUACUGAUCCUUCUUGUAGCUCCUCAAGAAAUUCCACCCCAUCAAAGGGGGUAAGAAACUCUCAGAUUCCUGGCAAUAAAACGCAAAAGUCUCCUGUGCGAAUUCCUUAUAUGAAAAAGCCAAGCCCCCGUGGUCCACCUGGUCCUUCCCCAUUGGCUAUAGAAUCUGUCACUGUAAGUCCUCGACAGAGUCCUAGCAAAAGGCCCCCUGCUCAGGGCAGCCGUUUUAACCAAGUGCGAAACAGUGAGUCAGAGAAAUCUGGAAUGCUGCGUCAACUUACCUUCAUCAAGGAAUCUGCAGGGAGUAUGAGACGUCAGCAUUCUGACCUAUCUGCAUCACAACGACAGCACAGAGCACCUCCCCGAACCAGUGCAGCAUUACCUGCUGUUUUUCUCUGCUCUUCAAGGUGUGAGGAACUAAAAGUGCAUAAGUCUUUAAAACCUAAAGUUGCCACUCCCUCAUCACCAAACCGACCUGCACGAAGAACAAGUUCUGAAAGCCCAUCACGUUUACCCGUCAAAAAUAUGCCACCCCCAACUGAACCUUUCAAAAGGUACUCUUCCUCUCCUCACAUCAACCUUCCAUGGUCACGUGUAGAAGGUAAAGCAUGUCAGGGCACAUCAAAAACUGAAAGUACAAGAGCCCCAAGGAUUGACACUCCUUCUGGUUCAAACAGGGCCACUUGGAGACGGAUAAGAGAUGAAGAUAUUCCUCAUAUUUUGAGAAGCACCUUGCCAGCAUGUGCUCUACCACUUUCAGAGGAAUCUAUUGAGCCACGCAGAAAAACAAGUGAUGCUGUAGUCCAGACAGAAGAUUUUACUAUAAAUAAGAGGAAUUCCAGCACCUCACCCACAAUAGAAAGCAGAAACAGAGCUGGUGCUUCAACAGCGAUGCCUGAACCAGGAAAAGUAGCCUUAGGAGUAGUAAACUUACCUACAAGCAGGCACAGUUCUCCCAGUAGGGCAGCCAGAGUUUCUCCAUUUAAUUAUGUGCCAAGCCCUAUUGUAACAGUCACAGAGGAAGCAGCAGGUAAGGUGACCAGUGAGUGAUUGGUGGUAAGGAGCAAGUCUGGUCCUGGUACUGGUAUUAACUGCACAGAUCAGUUGACUUUCAAUAGAUGUUCAGGAUUUGGACAUCUGGGUUCUUUGAUAACUCAAUGCAGCCAAAACCCUCAAAAUCAGUGCACCAUGAAAAUGAACCACAUGUGUACCACUGUUUCCUGUAGGUGGUUGCAUCAUAUACUUUUAAAGCACUGAUUUUUGGCACUUUAUGGAUACUGAAAAACCUGAAUAUGUUCUUAAGGGCAAUAAAACAACACCCGUCCCCCUACUGAAAGGUUUAUUAUUAAGGCUUUGUUGUUCCAGGAAGAAAAAUAUUCUCCCACAUUUGUUAUACAUUAUUAUACAUAUUUAUUACACACCAAAUCACAGAAGCCAAAAUUUUGCAGCCAUGAUACAAUAUCUGUUGGUCUUGUUUGUUCCUAUUCCUGCUAACUACAAUCACACAGAAUAGAAAAUCGAACAAUGGAUUGUUGCACAAAGCCUUAAUCUAAGUACAGGCUGCAUGUUCCUACAAAAACCUUUAUGUAUUAUAAAAGCUUGAAAAAUACGGACACAGAAAAUGUGUGGCUGAAACAAAAUGUUUGCUUUAACCCUGCGGAACAGCAGAAGUAAAUGCUUCAGUACAUCUUUUUUAUAUUGCCAAAUUAAAAUUAUUUUCAGUCAACAUCACUGAGGGAGAGCAGCUAAGAAGCUGAAGUAGUGCUAAACUUUGUACAUCUGAGACAUUUUUUGCUCUUUUUGUGUCAUAGCUAUUUCAUGUGCCAAUAUUUUAGAAGUUAUGUUAGCACUUGUAGAGUAAUUUAUGUUCUAUCUUUGAGAAGUCAAGGUCACGGUCAAGGUCACGUCCUACUUCACGAAAACAUACAUCAUGUUUAUCAUGCUGGGAAAGAAGAUAGAGUGAAUAAGCCAGCUCCUUUCAAUCUGCAAAUCUUAUCAAGACUCUUAAAUCUUGGUAUUGGCAUUAAAGAGCAUUUGAUGCAGAAGGAAGGUGGUGAGAGCUUCACUUGUAUUGUUAGCACAAAAUGGGAGCUUUGCAUCUCAGUAUCUACAUUUUAAGCUUUAUUUUAUGAGUAGAUGAAAUGCCAUUUUAGUUUAUUCUAUGUAUCAAAUGUAAAAAUAAAUAUUGCAAUUUAUGAAAAA
Hyla sarda is the source of this 8349-nucleotide messenger RNA. RefSeq names its product APC regulator of WNT signaling pathway 2 (gene APC2). Gene Ontology annotation, cellular component: beta-catenin destruction complex; catenin complex; cytoplasmic microtubule. The record is from RefSeq and is a predicted model, not a curated record. Gene Ontology annotation, biological process: pattern specification process; negative regulation of microtubule depolymerization; negative regulation of canonical Wnt signaling pathway. Gene Ontology annotation, molecular function: gamma-catenin binding; beta-catenin binding; microtubule binding. Bases 193 to 7197 code for a protein of 2334 amino acids. The transcript is spliced from 16 exons. NCBI's taxonomy places the organism in Eukaryota, Metazoa, Chordata, Amphibia, Anura, Hylidae.